AUGUUCCACCCUCGGCCGUUUGGCGGAAUCGCCGGUAUUUUCGCCAAGUCAUCAAGGAGCGAUCCUAACAACCGCAACGAUGGGUCUACAGGUCAGGUCCCAGACAGCGGAGCUGCUGUGGCAGAUGCACCCGGCCAGCAGCGUGCUGUGUCUCUUCACCGUAACGUGCCGACGGAGGACGGCGGUAAAGGGUUUCACAGGGUUUUAGAAGGACGAAGAAGCAUUGAAGAGCCAAAACCGCUCGCGGACCCAAAGGUCUUCAGUGAUAUGAAGAUGCCCGCGGAUCCGAAGCCAUUUGGGGAACGUAGACCGUUUGGCCACUCGAAACCAGCGCCGGAGCACAGACGUGCCCCCGAUUUGAGGCACCCCCAGGACAACAAAACCUUGUCUGAUAUGACGGGUAUUACAGAAGUGUUGCAGCAACCAGCACCUGUUGUCCCAUCGGUGUCUAGCAAGUCGGAGACUUUGAAGCCGCAAUUGAAAAUCGAAAUACCAGCGGAGGCUGAACAGAGGGCAAUGUCUGAGGCUAUAUACGACAAACUAUACCUUCUACAACUGAUGAUGAAUAUGCAGCGCAUAAGUACGGAACAGGGUGUCACCGUAAUAGAAAACCCUCCCCCAAAGCUCAAAUUCCUGUUGUCCACUGUCUAUGUGCAGCAUCACACAGGACCACGCGAUGCUGGGCAUGGCCAUCGCGAAGGGUUCGUCGGGUUGUACUCGCAUACGGCACAGUCGUUGUUCGACCAAGGUGAGGCUGGCCGGAAGUCCAUGGACAUUGCGCCGGGGCAGAGACGCAACUAUUUCGACCAGCGCGUGCCAAAGGGUAAAGAAAGUUUCGUACUGGGACGGGAAGGAUAUGAUAUGCCGGGUUACCCCAAGAGAGGUGAUUUGCUUGAGGGGGACCAACAUUUCGCCGACGGUCAUGCUCGAUGGAAAACAUACGAUAACAACGCUUUGAGGAACGACUCCAAGUUUGGUUUCGAAAGAUUCAAGUCGCCGGAUGGGAUGGGUAUAUUGGAUGCCGAACAGGAGUUACGUGCGAAAGGUUUAGAGCAUCUCAAGCAGCGUGCGUCCCAGUUCCCUUCGCCGGGUGGUGCGUCAGCUCUGCACGGCGGAUCAGAUGUGUCGAUGCAAUCUCUUUUACACGAACAAAGUCCGCCGGACCGUUACGAUGUGUCUGAACACUACCCUCCAUUUGACGGUUCGGCACACAAUGACGCUUUGUUGUUGGGGCUAGAAAGGCACGCAAUGCACAGGCCUUCCGCAGAUAUGCAUUUUAACAAGAGCGUUAUGAUGCCAGAUGCAUUCGGUGCGGUGGAAAGCACGGAGCAGAAGUUACUGCAAUACACGGCCCUUGCGGCAUCCGUGGCACAAGCUCAGCCAGUUGGAGGCAUAACCUCUGACGCCUCGCCGUGGCCAUCUACCUCAGCAUCGGACCUGAAGGCACCAUCUGUAAAGGCAGAGGAUGUGUUUGGCUCGCCUCUUUUGAAGAACAGCGGUAACAGCGUAUCAUUUUUGGAACGGUUACUGGACAAAUCCUUCGACACCACGGAACCCGGUUUGGACCCUUCAAUCGCCGAAGCAACCGCACAGUUUCAGAAAUCGUUACAGUUGAGCACGGAGCAGCGUAUGCAGACGCAAAAUCGAAUUGAGGUCCAAACGCAGUUGCAGUCCCAUCUCAUUUUACAGUCUCACCUGCAAAGCGAAUUGGAAGCGCAGAUGCAGGCUCCACUGCACGGUCGACAACAUAUGUCGUCUCAGGCGUCUCUAAAUAUGCAACAUAAGAUGAAGGCGCAGAUGCCAUUGAAGUCCCAGCAUCCUUUGAGGUCUCAGCUCCAAAGCAAGCCUCAACAACUCAAGUCGCAGCUGCCAAACAAAUCUCAGCAAUUGAAGUCGCAGUCGCAAAACAAGCUUCAGCCGUUGAGUAAAUCCCAGCAACCGUUAAAGGCCCAACCUCCGUUGAAGCCGCAGAUCGCUCCGAAGAGCCAAUCUCCACUGCCGUUGCAGAUGCAAUCUGUGCCAUCGUCGCAUGCUAAUCUGCACGUUAAUGCACAACCUCAAUUGCCGGUUCAACAGCAGCUGCAGCCGCAUCUACAGCAAACUAUUCCGCCGACUAUUGAUCUUCAAUGGCAAUACAUGGAUUUCCACGGCCUGGUGCAUGGACCGUUUUCUUCGAAGCAGAUGUACACGUGGUACAUCAACAACUUUUUCAACCCCAACCUGAAGAUGCGCUACAACCAAAUGAUGCCGUGGACGCCAUUCAAGGAUCUGUACCCCGUAAGCUCCAGAGCCUUCCUGGAGAAUCCGGUCGGAUACACCACGGAGGAGCCUCAGACCACUACGAUUCACCACCAGGCACCCGAGACCCCCAAGGUCAUCGUAACUCCGCCUACUACGUCUCAUUCAGUGGAGGCGGUCUCUGCUGACGCUGCGGUGCAGAUUAGCGAGUCGCCGCAAAUGUCCAGCCAGCGGUGGAACAAGCCUGACGAGCUUAAGGUGGAUUCUUUGCUAGACAUAAUGGAGAAGCAGAAACGUCAAAGUGUCCCUAAAGCAGUGCCUAAGUCUACUGCUCCGCCCGAAGUGCCCAAGCCUUCGCCUGGGUGGAAGGUGGCCGACAUCCCUGGGCCUUCCCCUGUUGUAGCCUCCGACGACUUCCCUUCGCUGGCCCUCGGCGUGGAGAAGGUCACGAAGCCGAAGAAAAAGCCGGUCGGAACAACCACGCAGCAGGGCAACACUAUGACCCUCAAGGCUUUCAUGAAACAUCAGGCGCAGACUCCUGAGAAUACUAGGGUGCAUCCUAGGGAGUCAUUUGCGAGCAAGCUGAUGGGUAACAACAAGUGA
Babesia ovata is the source of this 2841-nucleotide messenger RNA. RefSeq names its product grb10 interacting GYF, putative. Lineage: Eukaryota; Apicomplexa; Aconoidasida; Piroplasmida; Babesiidae. The coding region runs from base 1 to 2841 and encodes 946 amino acids. The transcript has 2 exons. Gene Ontology annotation, molecular function: protein binding. The record is from RefSeq and is a predicted model, not a curated record.